CUGAACCAGAAGUAUUUCAAUGGCAUCGGCAACUACCUGCGUGCCGAGAUCCUCUACAGGCUGAAGAUCCCUCCCUUUGAGAAGGCUCGGACCGUGCUGGAGGCGCUGAAGCACCCACAGCAGGACCCUUCCCUGACGCUGAGCAAGAAGCUGAAGCUGAAGCGGGAGAACCCAGAUCUCUUGGAGCUCUGCCACACGGUGUCCAUGGAGGUCGUGGAGCUGGGAGGAAAGGGUUAUGACCCCGAGCACUCAGAGGAUACCACGGCUUUCAGGAACUGGCUGCAGUGUUACUCCGUGCCUGGCAUGAACUGUCUGCGUGACAGCAAGGGCAGGACCAUCUGGUUCCAGGGAGAGCCUGGUCCCAUGGCUCCCAAAGGAGGGAAGACCCGCAAGAAGCGCGCGCAGCCGAAGGCAGAGCCUGACAUUGUGACCCCUGAGGUCACCACACGCGCCUCAAGACGGCUUCCUAGGGGAAGGGGGAGCCCCCUGAAACCAAGCAAAGAGGAGGAGAAGGUGGUGGCUGAUGAUCCAGGGCAGGGACGUGGCCGCAGGAGGAGAAAAGCUGCUGCUGCUGCUGCUCCAGCUCCUGCUGAGCCCGAAGCGCCAGUGAGAGCGAAAAGAGGCCGGGCAGCUGCACGGCGGGGCACAGGUGAGGAUCCUGCCCCCGUGGAUUUCAGACCACCUUGA
Tinamus guttatus (white-throated tinamou) is the source of this 687-nucleotide messenger RNA. The record is from RefSeq and is a predicted model, not a curated record. Lineage: Eukaryota; Metazoa; Chordata; Aves; Tinamiformes; Tinamidae.